Molecule: messenger RNA, 12304 nt
Organism: Amphibalanus amphitrite
Lineage: Eukaryota; Metazoa; Arthropoda; Thecostraca; Balanomorpha; Balanidae
Product: DNA-dependent protein kinase catalytic subunit-like
Exons: 2
Coding region: 310-11889 (3859 amino acids)
Biological process (GO): telomere maintenance; double-strand break repair via nonhomologous end joining
Cellular component (GO): nucleus
Molecular function (GO): protein binding; protein serine/threonine kinase activity
Source: RefSeq, a predicted model, not a curated record
ACGUGAUCUUAGCCAAGAUCUUAGCCAAGAUCUUAGCGAUCUCGUCGUGGAUCCAUACAAUUUUAAAUAGCCUUGCAUACAAUAUACCGUGGAUCCAUAAUUAAUCUGCUAAGUUGUCACAGGGGCAUCUUGAUCGUGCAACCGCUGAACCUCGAAUAUGCAAGAGGUGCAACAAAUAUGUGAUACAUUAUGGCAUCAGUACAACCUUCACCAAGCCUGAUUGUUGCUUAGAUGUAAUCAGUGAAUGGCAAAAUAAAAUUUUACUUCAACUGAAAGAAAGUAACAUUUGAAGAACUGCAGUUUGCUAAAAUGGCUGCCCAAGAAAUACAACAAUUGUUCAGAGAGCUGCAGUCAGUGGUCUGCAGAGAAGAGCUUCAGGGUGAUCCAGAGAGGGCCAUAGGACUCAUCCUGAAUAUCAAAAGAUAUCUGGAGGAGCAGUUCACUGACACUGAUUUUCAGUUCAUUCUAUCAGUGCUGUUCCCACCAAAUGACAUUGCACAUGGCCUGAUGGGUCUCCUCCAAGAUGUUCGUGAGAUCAAGGAGUUUGGAUCAUUUAAGGUGGAGGGCUGCCGCGUGACUGCUGACCUGGUGUCCAGGGCCGGCGCUGCGUCGCUCGACUGCGAGGCGGCCGGUAUCCGCAGCACGGCCUGCCUGCUGUCGGGCCGGCCGCAGGAGACGAGCGCGGUGCGCUCCGAGGCGCUCCAGCUGCUGAUAACGGUGCUAGCGGCCGGCGGCGGCCGGUCGACGCCCGCCCACCAGAUGGCGGCCGACCUGCUGAGCAAGGACCUGACGCGCGCCGCGCCGCCGACCGUGCGCCGCCAGCAGCUCCACCUGCUGGGCGCCCUCUGUCAGCACUGCCCCCAGCAGACAGCCGAGCUGGCCGAGCGCGCGUGUACUGCGCUGCUGGACGAGCUGAAGCGCCAGCUUGACUCCCGCUCGGCCAAGCUGGAGAUGACCAUCGUGUCCGGCGCCAUCCAGGGCCUGACGUGUCUGCUGCACAGUUUCUCCCAGUCGGCCGAUGACAACCCGGUCGUCUGCGGCCGCAUCUUCGACUACGUGGCGCGUGUCAUCAACCCGACGGCGGAGCUGUCGCGUCGCGAGGCGCCGCGCGCCGCUCUGGCGCUGCUGGCCACGCACGCCGCCCAGUUCUCUAAGCACAUGUACGAUCGCUAUGUGACGCUCUACUCACACCUGGUGCGCUGGGCCCUCUCCAACAACCGGGACGACGCGCGAGCCGGCGUCGGCGCGCUGGACGCGUUCAUUAACCAGGUGUGUGAGUGGCUGACGACAGCGCCCACCGAUGACGGCCGGCCGGCCAAGGUGUUCGCCUUCCUGCUGGCGCGGCUUCGAGAGCUGCUGGACGACCGCGCCGCACCGCCGGCCGUGCUCUCUGUGGCCGUGCACGGGUACGGCGCGCUGGCGGCGCCGUGCGGCCGGCUCCACCCGCCGCAGGAGCUGGCACUGCUGGUCACCUGGCUGUCAGACCGCGCCGAGAGGCUGUACCUGGCCGGCGAGUCGGCGCCGCCGGCGGCCGAGCUGCUGCUCCAGCUGCCCGGCCACGUGUCGUCACUGGGCUGCUGCCUGGCGGCGCUGCCGACGCUGCCGGCCGCCCAGCUGGCCACUGGCGAGCGGCUGCUGCUGCUGUUGGUCGAGCACUACCCGCGUGUGCCGCCCACGCACCGGUUCCUGGCCGACGGCGGCGUGGCGCGCUGCCUGCUGGCGCUGCUGGGCCGGCCCGAGCUGGCGGCGCCCUGCCUGCGCCGGCUCGUCUACCAGAUGCUGCUGCGCUGCUGCUCACACGCGCUGGCCGUGGAGACGGAGCUGCAGAAGGACUCGGCUGUCUCGUACGCGGACCGACCGCUCAGCUACAAGGACUACCUGCCGCUGUGGGACGCGCUGCUCGCGGCGCACGGGCUGCGCCAGCUCACCAGGAAGGGCGUCAGCGUGGCGGCCCUGCAGGCCCUCGCCAAUGAGGUAUUCGCCGCACUGGUGGACGCCAGCCAGAAGAUAAUCUGCGAGCUGGACCUGAGCACUCAGCCUCUGGACGGAGACGCGCCACCGGCCUCCGGCGACCCGGCCGUCAGCCUUCAGGCCCGAGUGCCCAAAGACUUCCAGGUGUUCAUCAACCUGGUGUCGGUGCUGGAGCACGCGCUGCUGUCGGACGGCGCCGAGCUGCGGCUGCGUCCGUGGCUGCCGCUGCUCAGCGGACAGGUAGUGGCCACCUCUGUGCAGCGACCCCUCGUCAGCGGCCUGUACCGGCUGGCGCGGACCUACCUACUCACCGCCGGCCGGCUGGGCUGCUGGCAGGCCGUCCAGGAGGACAGCGACGGUGCGGAGGCGGGCCUGCGCCGGCUGUGGGCGGCGCACGUGUCGGAGACGGCGCCCCGCUGUAGCCAGUACCGGGACGAGCUGCAAGAGGCCUGCGUUUCUAUGGUGCUAGCGGCGCCGGCGGCGCUGGCAGCGGACUGCGCGUCGCCCCUGCUGGCCGUGGCGCGGCUGGCGCUCCGCCUGGGCCGCAGUCACCUGCCGCUGGCCGCGCGCGCGCUGGACGCUCUCGAGUCGUGGCUGCCGGCGCUGGCUGGGUGCAGCGAACGGUGGGGCGACUGUGUGGAGCCGCUGCGGGCGAUGGCGCCGGCCCUGAGCCAGUACUUGGCACCGGAAGCCACGGUGGCGGCCGGCGGCGAUCGCGCCCCUUCGUCGCGCCGGCCUUCUGAGCUAACGCCGUUGCGCCGCCGUGCGCUGCAGCUGCUCGGCUUGUUGGCCGCCGCCGGUCUGGUGGCCGACAGCUCCGAAGCCGAGCUGGUCGCCUGGAGCCGGCGGCCUGUGCUCGGCCUAGACGUGCCCUUCUCGGACGUGAAGCCCAAGCUGUGGCUGGAGACGUUUCUACCGCGCACCGUGCAGUUGGCGCUGGGCUCUGGCGACGCGCAGGCGCGGACGUCGGCCUGUGAGCUGCUGCACGCCGUCACCGUGUUCACGCUGGGGCGCGGCGCCCAGCUGGGCAUGGACGGCGCCGGCUCUCUGUCGGCCGUGUACCGGCGCCUGCUGCCAGCGCUGCUGCGGCUGGCCGCCAGUCCCAGUCUGGUGGCGCGCCAGCUGUUCGCGCCGCUGCUCACGCAGAUCACGCACUGGUUUACCACGGACGCCAUGAGCGGGCGGCCCGAGUCGGCGCUGCUGCUGGACGUCCUGCUGGAGGGUCUGGUGGACGCCGGCGACCCGGCGCGGAGGGACGUCAGCGCCGACGCUCUGCGUGAGUACCUUCAGUGGUCGCUCAAACAGCGGCGCGCCGACCCGGUGCAGAAGGUGGCGCCGCUGCUGGAGGCACUCUACGGCCACCUGCGACACCCGGACCCGUACCGCCGGCUCGGCGCCACACUCGCAUUCAACAACCUGUACCGCGUGUUCCGGGAGAGCGACCGACUGCUAGACGUGUUUCUGCUGGAGGUGACGGCCGCGCUGCUGGCGGCCCUGGCUCGCGCUCACGCCGACCCCAGCGCGCUCGGCACCGACACGGCCGCCGCCGAUGCGCUCGGUCACUGCCAGCGCAUCUUGACGGCGCGCGCCAGUCGUCUGCUGGAAAAGAGCGAGCAGCGCCGUGUGCCGGCCGGCUGGCAGGGCGCCACGCUGCCGGACCUGCUGAGCUGGCUGGUCGGUCAGUGCGGCGCACCGCAGACCGAGUGUCGUCACGCCUGCUACCGGCUGCUGGAGGCCCUGACACCGCUAGCCCCGGCCGCCGGUGGCCUGCGCGGCCUGGUGGCGGCCGGCGGCGGUGCCGUCCGGCUGCUGGAACACGCCCUCACCGGUGUGUACCGUGAUCUGCGCGGACCGGUGUCUUGGUCCGCCUGGCUGGACGCCCUGCUGGCCGCGUUGGACGGCUACAGCUGGGCGCUGCAGGUCGGCGCGCUGCCCGCCGACAGGCCGAUAGGUAGUGACUCGUACCUACUGGACAACAUCCGUUUUCUGAUGGCCGAGGCGUUUAAACCGUCUUUCGAAGACUCGGCCGAGGCCGGUCGGUGGGCGCCCGUGCGCCGGCUGCGCUGCACGGCGCUGGUGCGCGCGCUGGCCGUGAUCGAGGCACUGCUGCGGGCGGCUCCUCGCGCUGUCACCGACAUCUGGUCUCUGCCCGUGUGCGACACGGUGGCCGCCGCCGUCCUGGCGCCGGCCGAGCUGGGCUUUGACGUCAGCGAGGCGGAGGUGGUGCGCGAACUGCCGGCCGCCCUGGACAGACUGCUGCGCUCGGUGGCGCGAUAUGCCGACGCUGAGACACGCCGCCUGCUGACUGACAGUCUGGCGCGCCGCGCGGCCGGCCGCUCUGUCUGCCAGGCGCUCGACGAGGCGCUGAGCAGCCAGCACGACCAGCAUGUGGCGCAGCAGCUGCGCGGACUGCGCACCCUGCAGUCGAGUCGCCUACUGAGCAGCGCGGCGCCGGCCGAGUUGCGAGUCUCCGGGGAGGAACUGUUCGCGGUCGUCUGGGAGAGCUGCGGGCGCCAGCCGCCGACCGACCCGAUGACGGUCCGGCUGGCCGACACGGCGCUGGAGACGGCGCUGGCGCUCGGCGUCCCGGCACGCAGGCUGCUCUCUGCGCUGCUCUCCGAGGAGCAGGUGCGCGCCGGCAGCGGCUCGGCCGAGCGCGGCUGGCUCUUCUUCAGCCGGUUCUCGGCCGUGCUGGUGCCGCACCUGCUGCAGCCGGCGGCGCGCGAGGCUGUGCUCAGUCCGCUGGUGUCGCGGGCGGCCGCCCACCCGCGCGGCGUGCAGCUGCUGACGGCUGUGGUGCGCGCCACGGCCGCCGACCGACAACUGAGACGCCAGUACGGCGCCCCGCUGGCCCGCCUCCUGGCCGAGGGCUGGCAGCAGCUCGAGUCGGCCAGCGAGCCGGCGCUGGUGCAGCUGCUGGGCCUGCUGCUGCUGGUGCACCUGCCGCUGGCCAGCGAGGAUCAGGCGGCGUCCCCGGUAGCCUGGUACACGAGGCUGCUGGACGGCGACCGCCUAACGCUGGAACAGAAACGACCGGCGCUGCGCCUGCUGACGAUCAUGCUGGGCUCUGCCACGCUGUCAGCCAACAUCUGUUCGCUCCUGGAGAGGCUCGAGUCGCGCCACUUUCCACUGGAGUCGUCGGAACUGGCGGCCGGCUCGCCGGCGCUGGCCACCUACCGCGCCGUACUGGCCUCCCUGUGUGAGGCGCUGGAGAUGACGGCUCACCCUGCGCUGGCGCGCUACAUGUGCGUGCUCAUGUGCCGCGAGGCGCGCCAUCCGUGCAGUAGUCUGCUGCGCGCCGCGCUGACAGCCGCCGCUGGGCGACACGGCACCGCCCAGCAGCUGGCGCUGGCCAAAGAGCUGCUGGCUCUGUUCUGGCCGGCGGGCGGGCUGCCGGCUGCCGGUCGGCGCACGCUGCUGGUAUCAUUCCUGUGUCCUCUGCUGCGGGCCGCCGACCGGCCGGUGCUGCUGCAGUUCUACACGAGUCAUGUGGUCGCCAUCGCGCGUCCCGUCCAGGACCCCGAGCCGCCCGCCGUGCCGGCCGAUUCGGAACCCACCGAACACCAGUGGGUGAGCCGCAUGGGUGGCUUCUCGCUACUGGAGGUGCUCUACGCGUCCUUGCCCAAAGAUCAGACGCACGCAGCCACCUCGCCACUGGUGACGGCUUUCGCCGGUGCGACGGCGCGCGGCAACGAGCUAACCAAGGCACUGCUGGGCUCGGGCGCGGCAGCGUUCAAGGCGCCGCCACUGCGCUGUGUGGAGCCGGCGUCUCUGUCGGAGGCGCGGCGCCGCUGCAUGUGCGCCGCCUACUGCGCGCUGGCCGCCGCCGUGUCGGCCACACAGACGGAGGCGCGCUUCUACCAGACGUUCCUGCUGGCCGAGGCGCCCGAGCGCAACCAGCUGAUCUGGGAGCGGCUGGUGGACGCCGAGCGGCGCUAUCACCUGCCGGUGGAGGGCGGCUCCGAGCUGCGCCGCUGGCACGUCUCCAUCCCGCGCCCGGCCGGCGCCGGCGGCGGGCAGUCGGCGCCGCGCCGGACCGGCUCCGUCAGUCGACUCUUGGCCGACAGCAGCCUCGGCAGCCAGGUCACCGACUACGACUUCACGGCCAGCGUGGAUCUGAGCACCCAGGAGCUGCAGCAGCAGGCGGAGGCCGGCGGCCGCGAGCGAUCAGCGCCGGCCUCCCUCCAGCUGCCAGCCGACGAUCUGAACGAACACGAGUGUAUGGCGUGCGCGACGGCGCUGGUGGGCCACCUGGCCGAGCGAGUGUGGCCGCUGCCGGAGGUGGGACCGCCCGCGCAGCCGGCUCCCUGGGUGACGGCCCUCUGCGCCCGUCUGCAGUCGGAUAACACGCCGGACAACGUGCUACUCUUCCUGUGCCGACUGCUGACCAACUGCGACUCGGCGUGCCGGCCGUACGGCCGCUGGCUGCUGCCGCCGCUGCUGCGACUGCUGGCUGCCGAGCGGCUCGGCCCCGAGCUGAAUGCGCUGCUCCUGGAUGUGCUGGACAUGCUGGCCGGCUGGGCGCAGCAGGACGUCACGCCGGAGGAGAGCUCACGCGCCGACGCCGGCCGUCUGCUGGAGGUGGUGCUGCGACUGACGCCGAGUGCGCACCGCGGCGUGGUUCGCAUCAUGCUGGACGUGCUGGAGAAACUGGUGAGUGGCUGGGGCGACCGGGCCGCCUUCCCCGGCCGGUUGGCCGUCCAGCUGCUGACCGGUGACCGGCAGCUGCACGCGCCGCGCGCCGGCGUCUGCGCGCUGCGGGCCGCGCUGCUGGCGGACCGUCCGCUCGGUCUGGACGGGGACGAGAUGCAACAGCUGCUCGACAGAUUGCUGACGCUGAUGGUCGAUCGGAGCAGCACCGCCGAGCUGUACCGACCGGCCAGCACCGUCGUAGCGCUGCUGUGUGCCGGCCGCACUGACAUCGAAGCUGUGACGCCGGUCGUGGCCGCUAAACUGGCCGCCGUGGAGAAAGACGACCGGGUGCGUUGGGUGACGUGCCUGGCGCGUCUGUCGGCCCACUGCCGACCGUUGGCUGCCAGCCAGCGCGUCCGACUGCUGUUCCAACUGCCGUCCCUGCACGGCGAGCAGAAGGCGCUCGGUCUCCAGGUACUGCACGACAUUAUCGGCGACGUGCCGCAGCUGAGCAGCGAGCUGGCGGCGCUGCGGCUGGACCGGCUGACCGAGGCGCGCGACCCGCAGCUGCGCCGGGCGGCGCUCCAACUGCUGCUGGCAGCCGCCGAGGGGGAUCGACUCUCGGCCGGGCAGUGGGCGCGCUUCCUGCCGGCCGUCGACUUCGUGGUGAACCACGGCGGUGCGCCGGGCCGCCGGCUGGCCGCCGAGCUGUGCAUCGAGCUGCGCCGCCGCUUUGACCGGGACGACUCGGAGGAGGCCGCCGGUGUGCGCGCCCGCGCCACGGACGCCCUGCUGGUGCUGCUGACUGACGCCGACCUGACGGUGCGCCAGACGGCGGCCAACUACUGGGCAGACGCGGGCGCCGACACCACGCCCGGCCGGCUCUCCCGCGUGCUGACGGACAUGUUUCGGCCCGGCCUGGAGGCGGCCUAUCUCAGCUACGCCACCUACCUGGUGCUGGGACUGACGGCGCAAUCGCCCGACUUCGACCGCAAGAUGUUCGACCGAGCGCUGCCCGAGAGUGAGUUCGAGGAGGUGGCCAUCGUGUCCGACUGGCGGGUGCAGAGCGCCGCCGCAGUGCCGCUGUUCUCGCAGCCGGCGGCCGGCGGCGGACCGCUUCCGGCGCUGCUGCGCGCCACACAGCGCAGCCUGGCGUUCACGCCCACACAGCGGAGCGCCGCCAGCCAGCCGACGUUCGACUGGCUGACCCAGACGGCGGCAGCGCCGGCCGGCACCGGGACCCCGAGCGGCGCCCGACUCCGAUACACAGACGACGUGGACGGCGGCGACGGAGACGCCGGCGCCGACGCUCUGUCGCGCAUGCUACGCCGCCGUGUCGAGACGGACGCUCGCCAGGUGUCUGCCCGCAUGGCGCGGCGACACGCCGACCAGCGCGCACUGCGCGAGGACCGCCAGCGCGACGAGCCGCGCCGCCAGGACGCCCAGGUGGAGCUGUUCCGGCGGUACCGGCGCGGCGAGCUGCCCGACACCGAGAUCCCGUACUCUGACCUGCUGCGGCCGCUGCAGGCGCUGGCCAUGCACGACCCGCCGACGGCAGCCCGUCUGCUGGCCGGCCUGCUGGUCGGCACGCUGCACGAGCUCGACGCCGCCGAGCAGCGGCCGUCCUCGCCGACACAGUCGAGGAAGCGGCCGGCGGCCGGCGUCGGCGCUGACCAGCUGAGGGACGCCGUGUCAUCCGGGCUGGAGUCUGUGCUGCGCCGGCUGCGCACGGCCGAGCCGAGCCUGGUGAGCGCCGCGCUGCAGACGGCGCUGGACGCCGAGCUGGCGCUGCCGCCGGCGCUGCUCGCCUCCGUGUGCCGCCUCAGCGGCCAGCUGCCGGCCGGCAUUAUGCUGCUGGAACGCACCUUGCGCCAGCCGGCGGCCGUCGAGGCGGCCACCGAUAGGAAACGGCCGCGUCUCGGUCUGCCGCCACCGGCCGCCGAGCCGGCCCGAGACCGGGACCGGCUCUGGAGCGUGCUCGCCGAGCUGUACGUCCAGUACGGCGACAGGGACUCGGCGCGCGCCGCGCUCGGCCGGCGCGCCGACCUGGCCGCCGACUGGUCCGCCGCACUGGAGGCGGAGGCUCGCGGAGACUUUCUGGAGGCGGCGCGUCACUACGAGCAGACGAUCCGGCGCGGCGAGGACCACCUGAGCGAUCAGGCCUACUUCCAGUGUCUGUCGGAGCUGUCCGAGUGGGGCCGGCUGAGCCGGGCUGUCGACCAGCGACUGACUGCGGACCACGACCAGCAGCCGCGGCUGGACAGCGUCUGGCUGGCCGGGAACGACGAGCAACGCGACCACCUGCUCCCCUGGCUGGUCGUCAGCAAAACACAGCUGGCCAUAGAGCGGGACGGGACAACGACACAACAGCUACACCAGUUCCUGGACGCCGGCCUGGCCGAGGAGGCCAGUCGCCACCUGCUCGAGAGUCGCUUCCCCGAGGAGCUGGCGCUGCGCCACGUGGCUUGCGGGCAGCUGACUCGCGCGCGCCAUUACUGCCACAUGGCUCAGGAAUCGUUUGUGCGCGACUGGAGCGCGGCCGAGGCAGCCGGCGGCCAGUCGCGGACGCCGCUCCUGCAGCGGCUGCGCACAAUCACCGAACUGCAACAGUUCCUGGACGCGGUGACGGCGCCGGACCCGACGGCGGCCGCGUCCAGCCUGCUGGAUCACUGGGAGCGCAACUACCCGGCGGCACAGGAGAGCCUCGCCUUCUGGGAGCGGCUGGUGGGCCGCCGCCACCUGUACGUAGACCAGCUGCCGCCUGGGACGCGCCAGCAGCGCUACCUGCGCCGCUCGCGGCUCCGGCUGGUCGAGGCCGCCCUCGCACAGCGCAACGCCACGGCGGCCGGCCGGCAGCUGGGGCACCUGCGCUCCCAACAGUGGGACGCAGACGACGCCAGCCUGGCCGCCGAGUACCAGCUGCUGCGCUGUCAGACGGCCGUGCUGCUCGGCCGGGACCCGGUGCGCACGUGGCGCGUGCUGGACGACCAGGUGCGCUGGCGCGACUCGGCGCCGCCGCUGCCGGUCGGCCUGCUGCUGCGGCGCGCCCGUCUGGAGGCGGAGCUGGCCGAGCGGUGUCUCCUGGAGCCGGCCGCCGUCGCCGACCCGUUCGUCAGCCAGCUGCUGGAGGAGAGCGGCCACUGGACGGGCGACGGCGCGCGGGCCGACCUGGUGCAGCUGGCGUUCGGCCGGCUCUCGGCAGCCGUGGAGGCGGCGCGCGGCUCGCCGGAGGCCGCUGACGCCUGUCUGGAGGCGGCCAGGUUCUGUGGCCGCCAGCUGGAGGCGCUGGAGGAGACGGAGGCCGGCGGCCCGGGCGCCGAGCUGCGCGGGCCCUUCGUGCGCUGCACGCUGUGGGCGCUGGCGGCCGGCUCGGCCGAGGCGUGCGACUGGCUGCCGCGCCUGCUGCAGCUGGCCGACGAGCACCCGCCGGCGGCCGCCGCGCUGGCGGACGGCUGGGAGGCCGUGCCCGAGUGGCGCUUCCUGGCCUGGCUGCCGCAGCUGUUCUCGUACGGCGCAUCGGCCGGCUGCGGCGGCACGGUGCGCCGGCUGCUGCUGCGGCUGGCCGAGCAGUACCCGCAGGCGCUGGCCUACCCGCUGGCCGCCAGUCGGGCCGACAGGGGCGCCGUGCGGCCCGCCGAGAUGAGCGCCUGUCUGGAGCAGGCGCACCAGCUGAUGGCCAACUGCCGGCUGCCGGAGCGACUGGUGGCUGAGCUCGGCCGGCUGGGCGUCUACUCGCGGCUCAGGAGUUUGUGCCGCCACCUGCAGGUCGGCCAGCUGGAGAAGGCAGCCGGCGCGCUGGCAGACUGGGGCGGAUUGGCGGCCGUGCUGUCGGACCCGCCCUCCGAGGCCGACCGCCAGCUGCUGCGACUGUGCGGCGACAACGGAGAGCGCAUCACGACCAGGUCGGCGCCCAAGGCCGUGGAUCUUAUCAAGAAACGACUGGCCGAGCGGCCCGCCUCACGCCGACUGGGCGAGUUCAGCGGCUGGCUGGCCUCGUUCCAGGACGUGAACAGCCAGGAGCGGCUGGAGCUGCCCGGCCAGUACACGGGCCGCCGCCGACCGCAGCCCGACUACCAUGUGCGCGUGGCCAAUCUGUCCGACGAGGCGCUCGUGCUGAACUCCAUCGAGCGCCCGGUGCGCAUCACAGUGCGCGGCGACGACGCCCGCGAGUACCGCUACCUGAUCAAGGCCGGUGACGACCUGCGCACCGACCAGCGCGUGCAGCAGCUGUUCCGACUGCUGAACGGCGCGCUGGCCGCGGAGCCGGCGGCCGCCGACCGCCGGCUGGCGCUCACCACCUACACCGUGCUGCCCGUCCAUCCGACGCUGGGUAUCAUUCAGUGGCUCGAUCACACCAGCACGCUUCACCAGUUCAUCGGCUCGGCGUGCCCGGACCUCGAGCAGCAGUGCGCCGAGGCGCGCGAGCUGUUCAGGAAGCAGAUGAGGCGGCACGCGACCCAGAGCGGCGCCAAUGACGUGCAGCUGCAGAGCGAGUACGCGCGCCGCGCGCCGCGGGACGUCGUGGUGGCCGACCUGGCCGCGCGCGAGGCACUGAUGCGCGACGAGCGGGGCCGCGCGUGCAGCACGCUGCUGCAGCAGGCGGUGUUCCGCCUCAGCUCGGGCCCCGAGGCGCUGCUGCGGCUGCGCACCCGGAUGGCCGAGUCACACGCGCUGCUCUGUGCCGCCGGCUGGCUGCUCGGCGUCGGCGACCGCCACCUGGGCAACUUCCUCGUCUCACUGGAGGAUGGCGCAAUGAUCGGCAUCGACUUUGGCCACGUGUUCGGCUCGGCCACCAGCCUGCUGCCCGUGCCGGAGCUGGUGCCGUUCCGACUGACGGCGCAGCUGGCCGGCCUGACGGCGCCGCUCGGCCCGGCCGGCCUCACCCGGCACACCCUGCUGCGGGCGGUGCGCGCGCUGCGCUCCUCGCGCCACCUGCUGGCCGCCGCGCUGCAGGGCUUCGUGCGCGAGCCGGCCGCCCAGUGGACCGAGCACCAACAGCAGCCGGCCGAGCACGCGCGCCGCUGCGUGCGCCAGACGCGCGGCCGGCUGUGCGGCUCGCACCCGGCCGCCGACGUGUGCCAGCUGCUGGCGGGCGCCGGCCGCCUCUCGGCGCAGGAGGUGGAGGCGUGGUCGGCGGCGGCGCGCGGCCGGCGAGGCCACGAGCCGCGCGCCGAGCUGGCCGACGCGGGCCUGACGGCCGAGCAGCAGGUGGACUGUCUGCUGGAGCUGGCCACCGACCGGUACGUGCUCGGACUGGCCUACAGCGGCUGGGCGGCGCACGUAUAGACGAGCCGGCCGGCCCGGCCGUCACCAGCCGACUCUGUUCGGCGCCGGCUGACCGCUGUCACUGCCAGACACCGCUCAGCGGCCCUGUCUCAGCGCGGCGCCCCACCGAUCAGGGUCCUCUCCCAGCUGAGAUCGUCGAGCGCCAUCCUGCCGAUGGUGAGCACAGUUCAAGGUGAUGACGUUUUGACAGUGGUUUUUGUCGUGAUAGCUGCUACUCAGUCGGCGCCACAAAGGUGCGUUGUCGUUGCUUUCUUUGCUAGUCCGCAUAUUUGUGAUCGCUUGUGAUUCAAAAGUGCCUGAACGGAAUCGCUUGGAUGGCGAUCCGAAUUCCAAUGGCUGUUAUUUUUCUGUUGUUGAGUAUCUUUUCCUUCGAUCGCUAGCCGAGUGAAAUGAAUAAUCACAAUUGUGUAUAACC